AUGCAGAUAUUACAUAGCCGAUCAACACUAAAAUCCAUGAGAAUGAGCAACAGGGAAAAUUUAAGUUUACUAUUCGGUAGUGAAAACCUAAAGAAUGAAACAACUUUCACAGCCUUAAUGAAUGAAAUUUCAGUGUCCGUAUCUUCUUGUUUUACUAAUGAACACAUUAAGUACCAGAAACACUGUUCUAAUUUUCCGCUCAUCACAAGUAAAACUGAUAUUGGAAACUGGAUAUCCGCGGGAGUUUUGAAAGUCACUCGAUUAACCAAACAACUGAGGCACCCUAGCUUAUCCAUUAAUAUUUCCCAAGCACCAGUUCUUCAGUUUCUGUGGUCGUCAGACCUAUAA
This is a messenger RNA of Schistosoma curassoni, 348 nucleotides long. NCBI's taxonomy places the organism in Eukaryota, Metazoa, Platyhelminthes, Trematoda, Strigeidida, Schistosomatidae. The record is from the annotation of a GenBank genome assembly.